GCAUGGAGCGACAAUACCUUUCCAGCACCAUACACUGUCGGAGCUCCGCAACUUACAGUCCUUCUCACCGGGUGCUCCAAGAUAAGGAUGAGAGAGGUGCCAGAGAAGAAGAGCGCAGGGCCCAGAAGGCACUUCUUCUUUUGAAGGCUCGGGACCAGCAGAUCCUGCUUCUCGAGAAUCGAGUAGCGCAGUUGGAAAAUGCCGCUGCCGACAUGCACGCGAUCGCUUUUCAUGUUCAGACGAACACUCCACAGACAUCGGACGAUACCUCGUACCUUAGCAUCGCGCAAGGCUCUUCGACUAGCUUAGAUUCUCAAGAAAAUUCAGACAACGUUGUUCGUGGACAAAAUUCGGAAGCAAAUCUGAACCAGUUGAUUAGUGACAAGCUUGAAUUGACAGAAUCGAAGACCGGCGGACGACAUCCAGUCCUUGUACCAGAGUUGAAACUCUCCAUGCUACCUCCAUCUGACUCUGACAAUGAACUUUUCUCUACACCUGUCUUGUCGAAGCCUCGGGAAAACGAUGUCGGGACAGAUGACAAAGGUUUCCAGAAUCUGGUCGCCUGUUCUGUCUCCGAAGACACGCUGCACGUUCUCGUCAACGAACCUUCAAAGUCUAUCGAUGUCUUUUCAAAGUACAUCUUGGCCGCCACCCCGUUGGAAGGUAAAAUCGGGGACGAUAUUCGACAUGUGAAACCGACAGGGAACAUGCAACCUGUAAACGCGUUUCCACAGACCUGCAAUAUAAAUGUGGACCAGAAAAUUUUUCCCGAAAUAUCUGAACGCGUUCCGCAGAACAGCAACUGUUCGCUUCAGACUUUGCUGAUAGCUGCUGCAGCCCGUUCACAGUCAAAGGAAACUAUUUUCUUGAAACAAUGUGAGAGUAACGCCAAGCUUGACAACACAGUGACGGAACAAUCAGGUCGUGGGAUGGACGGGUCAACUGCUAGCUUCGCCAAAUCCAAGUCUUCCUGCUCCACAAAGCUGUCACCAUCCGUCCCUUGGGUCAGGAUGAAACGGCAAUUGCGGAGAAAGUCUCGUCGCCACGAACGCGGAUUCUGUACCAAGACGGAGGUCGUGUCUCGAGCAGCGGAUAUCAGGCGGCAGAGAAUUGGGAUCGAUUCCACGUCAAAAAGUCUUUCUGCAGUCGACGGUACCUUUCUAGAAUCAGCCAAUCGGAACGGCAAAGGAACCGGGGUCAUUUUCCAGGAUGAAGAAGCAAAAUUGGGUUCAACAUCUUAUUCCGAUCACCACGCUGCCCUGUCGAAAAUACACGUAACCACAAACUCCGCUCCAGUCAAAAUCAACAAGCACCAGCAGCCGGGAUGUUUGUCAGAUACCAAUGUCUUCGUAGGGACAUUAGAGGGUAGGAAAUUCUCCAAGCAUUGGAGCAGCAAUGACAAACAAACAUCGCAGUGGCUUAAAGAGGAUGUUUUCAAUCGUGAAUGCGAGAUGAACGUGACGAAUCGGUGGGACCAUAUGGAACAGUAUUGUAUGAAACCUGCGGAAGAUGUGUCUCCCUUAAAGAAAAAAUACGAAGAAAUGAUUCGGAACCUUGAAGAAAAGUUGAAUCACUUGAAGCUGGAACUCGAAAUGGCUCACAAAGAGAAAAAUAAUCUUCAUAAUCAAUUUGAAAGGGCGAUACGUGAUAAGAAAAUAGAAGCGACGAGGGAAAAUGCUGUCCACGAGAAAAUUGUCCAGAUUUGUAGUUCUGUCCUCGAAAAUUUUAAACCACAUGCCUUCAAUGCAAAGCAAUCGAGUGGAUGCGCUCGGGUUAAGAGUAACAAGUCUUACAAACUUUAUGGAAAGCUGACAAAAAAACUUCAUCGAAAACUUAGAUCCGCUCUUGCUGUGUCUGAUAAACUAAGAGAUGAGUUAAAGAAAACCAAGGAAGUUCUCAGUGAAAAAACAAUACAGCACGACCUCUUGAGCCAGCGUUUUACCAAACUCAAGCAACAAUUGGAAAUUACUGAACUCAAUUUGAGAGAUCUGAAUGAUAAAAACUCUUUGUUGCGCAAAAAAUUUGAAGACACCAGAAAAUGGAUGGAGAUAAAAAUUGGGAAAGACCUUCACGAACGAAACAAUGUCAUGCAACUCAAAAAUAUGCCUAAAAGCAGAGUUAUCAUCAAUUUGAAGAAUAAGACCGAUGAAGACGUCGGUACGAAAACUGAACUUGGAAGCAAAUUAGCACGCUCUGAGUCGACGAACACGAAUGAAAGAUCUUCACUGAACACUUAUAAAGCACAAGUAGCAAAUUUAGUCAAAGAAAAAGAGCAAGCAAUAUCUAAAAAUAAAGAACUUGAGAUUGACUUGACUCAGCUAAUGAAUGCUAACGCUCAUUUGAAAGUUAAGGGGCUUCUGAAACAAUUGAAUAAUCACGAAGAAGACUUGGAAGUGCGAGCUGAGUUUGAUGAUGACGCCAGUCGUAUUGAGGCCCUUAAUACUGCGUGUUCAAUUUUAAAAAUGACGCCAGAAGAAUUAUCUGGAUUCAUGGAAGGUCGACCUGUCAAAAAGAUCAACACCUGGCUUGCAGAAUUCCAUAAAAUAACGUCGAGAGGUGAUUUUUCAGGAGAUUUGGCAGAACAUUUACUUGAAGAAGUUUGCGGUAGUGCAUGAUCGGCACAUGAAUUCAAACUAACAAAUUUGGAAAAUCGCUUGUCCAGUACACUUUCGU
Neodiprion fabricii is the source of this 2673-nucleotide messenger RNA. RefSeq lists its product as uncharacterized. The transcript has 11 exons. Bases 3 to 2615 code for a protein of 870 amino acids. The record is from RefSeq and is a predicted model, not a curated record. Lineage: Eukaryota; Metazoa; Arthropoda; Insecta; Hymenoptera; Diprionidae.